GAAUGAUCUUUCAGCUGAUCCUCAUGUGCUGUAGGUAUGAUAUUGGCUAAUAAUGUGACUGAUGGGAAUGAUCUUUCAGCUGAUCCUCAUGUGCUACCUGCUUCACAUAUAAACUAUACUGAUGGCCAAAUCAUAUUUGCUUACCUUAACAGAACCAAGAACCCCACUGCUUCCGUUACUGAUGUAAAGACACUAUUAGGAGUAAAGCCAGCCCCAUUUAUGGCUGCAUUCUCAUCUAGGGGACCCAGUAACAUUGAGCCAACAAUUCUCAAGCCUGAUAUCACUGGACCAGGAGUGAGCAUACUUGCUGCUUUCACCGAAGCAGUAAGUCCCACUGGAUUAGAUAAUGACAAACGCCGGUUUCCUUACUCUAUACUCUCUGGCACUUCCAUGUCAUGUCCUCAUGUUGCUGGCAUUGUUGGCCUUCUCAAAACACGGUACCCUCUCUGGAGUCCGUCAGCUAUCAAAUCUGCACUCAUGACUACAGCAAAAACCCGAGAUAACACCAGGAAGUAAAUUCUGGACUCAUCCAUUGCCAAGGCGACACCAUUUGCCUAUGGUUCAGGACAUGUGAACCCAAACCGUGCAAUGGACCCUGGACUCGUUUAUGACGCUACCACUGAAGAUUACUUGAAUUUCUUAUGUGCUCGUGGCUAAAAUGAUACCAUGAU
Molecule: messenger RNA, 671 nt
Organism: Quercus lobata
Lineage: Eukaryota; Viridiplantae; Streptophyta; Magnoliopsida; Fagales; Fagaceae
Product: subtilisin-like protease SBT5.4
Exons: 5
Coding region: 37-516 (159 amino acids)
Biological process (GO): proteolysis
Molecular function (GO): serine-type endopeptidase activity
Source: RefSeq, a predicted model, not a curated record